CUCUCUUUCUUCUUUUCACAUUCAUACUCUCAUUCCAUCUGCAUUCUGGAUUUUUCUUUUCUUUUUUUCCUAAUCUUCUCUAAUCAAAAAGCACCACUCAACACAAUGUCUGUUCGUAAUAUUGGCCGCAUCCACCAGAAGUCGACUGCUUUCUUCCUCUGUGAUAUUCAGGAAAAGUUCCGGUCCCACAUUUUCCAAUAUCCUUCAGUUGUUGCCACAGCUCAGAAGAUGAUUGCUGCACACAAAAUUCUUGAUAUUCCUUUGAUCGUCACAGAACAGAACCCAACGGCUUUAGGUCAAACAGCAACAGAACUGGAUAUUUCGCAAGCAAAGGUUAAUAUCCCCAAAACCAAGUUUUCAAUGCUUGUUCCUGAAGUUGAGAAGGAGCUUCAGGGUAUCAAGUCAGUUGUGCUUUUUGGCAUUGAGUCCCAUGUGUGCGUGUUGCAGACGGCAUUGGACCUGUUGGAAAAUAACUUUGAUGUCCAUGUGCUUGCAGAUGGAGUGUCGAGCAUGAACAGCUUUGAAAUUGAUCAUGCCCUGAACCGUGUCAAGUCUGCGGGUGGCUUUGUCACUACAAGUGAAUCUAUCCUAUUCCAGUUGAUGGGCGAUUCAAAGCACGAAAACUUCAGAUCAAUUUCCAAGCUUGUCAAGGAAACUAAGGAGGCGACAGCAUCCAACAAACUUUUUAUUAGAAGCAACAUCUAAAGAAACAAUUUUUUUUUUUCUGACUCCCAACAGCGCACUGACAAAC
Messenger RNA from Lobosporangium transversale, 751 nucleotides. Its product is annotated as Isochorismatase-like protein. The transcript has 5 exons. The record is from RefSeq and is a predicted model, not a curated record. Bases 106 to 705 code for a protein of 199 amino acids. Lineage: Eukaryota; Fungi; Mortierellomycota; Mortierellomycetes; Mortierellales; Mortierellaceae.